AUGAAUAACCUUAGAGUAUUCUGAAUUCCAGAUUGCCAGGCCUUCAAAGAGCUAAAGGAAAAGUACAUUGCUGUACUCAAGAAAGUUCAGAAUGCAGUUGGAAGAGAUCUCAGAGGAUUUCACUCUCCUUUAGCACUUCAGAACGUUCUUUUAACUUGGGAAUCAGUAAAGAGACAAACCCAAGAAAAUGACAAAGAUUUUACAUCAGAAGCAAGAGAUUCUUUCCACACCCGCAACAGGCACCAGGACUUCGAGAGAAAUUAGAUCCAGAACUUUCAGUUAGGACAUAAGCCAUGCACCUUUUUGUAACGAAAGUAUCUCUAUAAUUCUGAAUUAGUAAAAUCAUGAGACUUCUAGAUGUUCAUUAUGGCACCCUAGAAGCAUCGCUGUAUCAUCUGGUGAAUUUCAUAAGAUAUUGAAAAGUGAGGAAGAGUUCAAUAAUUUAAUAU
Messenger RNA from Moneuplotes crassus, 449 nucleotides. The record is from the annotation of a GenBank genome assembly. NCBI's taxonomy places the organism in Eukaryota, Ciliophora, Spirotrichea, Euplotida, Euplotidae.